Messenger RNA from Tricharina praecox, 1854 nucleotides. RefSeq names its product cyclic nucleotide-binding-like protein. The coding region runs from base 211 to 1704 and encodes 497 amino acids. The transcript is spliced from 3 exons. Gene Ontology annotation, molecular function: cAMP-dependent protein kinase regulator activity. Gene Ontology annotation, biological process: regulation of protein phosphorylation. NCBI's taxonomy places the organism in Eukaryota, Fungi, Ascomycota, Pezizomycetes, Pezizales, Pyronemataceae. The record is from RefSeq and is a predicted model, not a curated record. Gene Ontology annotation, cellular component: cAMP-dependent protein kinase complex; nucleus.
UCUCUUUUGUUUCCCAUCGGCAGCAGCAAACUGAUUGAUCCUUCGGCUAGCUGAUUUCUUUGCACACGAAACAUCGACCCAGCGGAUAUAUCUACACAGCCGCACCUGUCGCCAUCCCUCUCGGCAUCGUCGUCAUCUCUGCACGACUUAACUUGGGUCCGAACACAAAGCCUCCCACCUUACCUCUUCGGCGCAGAAGAACUAGCAACCAUGUCUCUUCCGGCAGCAUACCUCCAAGAGAUCGAUAUCCUCAACCAGAGGAUAUCCCAAGCACAACCGGCGGAUAUCGUACAGUUCUGUGCAAACUACUUCAAUGGUCGCCUCGAGUCUGAGCGCGUGGAGCAUCUCUCCGCUACCAUGUCCAAUCCAUUCGCAACAGUGGGCUCCGAUACCUUCCCCGGCACAUUCGGCGGAGUAAGCAGCUCAGGAGGAUUCGACGGUGCUCGGGAUGCCAUCACCGAAGAAGAGGAAGAUGUGCACAGUCCCACAACACCCAAUUUCAGGCCACAGUUCAGCCCGCAGUUCAGCAUGGGCGGAUCUGGCGGCAGCGGUGGAGGCGGUGGCGGUGGUGGAACUGGGCGUCGCGAUCAUUCCCCUUCUUCCGGCGGAAGAGCCAAUUCGCGUGGUCCUCCUCGUGCUGCUGGAUCUUCGUUCCUCGCCCCUUCGCUCAAUGCCCACCUCUCGCCGAAUGCUGGACAGGAUUUCCCCUCCAACUACAACAGAAACCGCCGAACCUCUGUGUCCGCCGAAUCAUUAAUCCCAAAUGCGUCGAAUGACGAGUGGUCGCCACCGGUGCACGCCAAAACGCCCGACCAGUUGGCCCGUCUGAAAGUAUCUGUUUCUGGUAACUUCCUGUUCACCCACCUGGACGAAGAGCAGUUCUCUCAGAUUCUGCUUGCCUUGGUUGAGAAGCCCAUCCCCAACAAGGACAUGCGCGUCAUUACCCAGGGUGACGUCGGAGAUUACUUUUACAUUGUUGAGAGGGGCGACUUCGACAUCUACGUCAACUCGAUGGGACGGAUGAUGCCCGGUCCCGACGGGUUGGGAAAGAAGGUCAACUCGAUUGGACCCGGCGGUUCGUUCGGUGAGCUGGCGUUGAUGUACAAUGCUCCCCGUGCGGCCACUGUUGUCUCGACGACUCCUCAGAACAUUCUCUGGGCCCUUGAUCGAGUCACCUUCCGACGCAUCCUGAUGGAGAACACCUUCAAAAGACGACGGAUGUAUGAGGCCUUCCUCGAGGAGGUUCCCCUGUUGUCGCCGCUCGUGGCCUCGGAACGCUCCAAGAUCGCUGAUUCCCUCGACACCGAUACUUACGAGCCGGGGGCGACCAUCAUCAAGGAAGGUGAUCCUGGCGACCGGUUCUACUUCAUCGAGCAGGGUGUUGCCGAGGUCUACAAGAGCACGGUUCCCGGUGGUGGCUACGUCCGCACCUUGAACAAGGGAGAUUACUUCGGAGAGCUAGCGCUGUUGAACGACGCCCCGCGAGCUGCCAGCAUCGUGGCCAAGACCAAGGUCAAGGUGGCAUACCUGGGCAAAGCAGGGUUCCAACGAUUACUCGGACCUGUGGCGGACAUCAUGAGGAGGAACGACCCUCGGCUAGGCGAGAGUGUCGACCCGCUAUCCGGUGGUGCUCCCGGAGGACUCGACGGCGCGGUUGAUCCCAUCCAGGAGGCGGCCGGCAGGGGAAGGCCAGUGGAGGUAUAGAUGAAGGGGGCUAUGUGUCUGUACGUUCGGGGCGGUUCUUUCGUUUUGAUUGUCAGCAAUGGUGUUUAGUAAAAGUCUGUUUCCGGGGACCGCGUUGCUGCUGCUCCGACGGGCUUUUGUGGGGUUUUCGGUAGUUCUGCGUUUUUCGGU